Messenger RNA from Drepanopeziza brunnea f. sp. 'multigermtubi' MB_m1, 1266 nucleotides. RefSeq lists its product as uncharacterized. NCBI's taxonomy places the organism in Eukaryota, Fungi, Ascomycota, Leotiomycetes, Helotiales, Drepanopezizaceae. Gene Ontology annotation, molecular function: pyridoxal phosphate binding; carbon-sulfur lyase activity. Gene Ontology annotation, biological process: transsulfuration. Gene Ontology annotation, cellular component: cytoplasm. The record is from RefSeq and is a predicted model, not a curated record.
AUGGCCGACCACCCAAUUGACACCCCGCCUCGGGCUCCCUCUCCUGUUCAAGGCUUUGGCACGCUCGCAGUCCAUGCUGGAUCCCCCCACGAUCCCGUCACAGGCGCCGUCAUUGAGUCCAUCUCCCUCUCGACUACCUUCGCGCAAACAGCCGUCGGCAAGCCCGUUGGCAAGUACGAGUACUCGCGCUCCUCGAACCCCAACCGCGACAAUUUCGAGGUCGCCGUCGCCGCCCUCGAGCACGCCAAGUAUGCCCUAGGAUUCUCCUCCGGCUCAGCUGCUACAGCCGUCAUCUUGCAGAGCCUGGCGGCCGGCAGCCAUGUCAUCAGUGUCAGCGAUGUGUAUGGAGGCACCCACAGAUACUUCACUCAGGUUGCAAAGGCGCAUGGUGUGAAGGUUACCUUUACGCCGGAGAUUGAGGUCGAUAUUAGGGAGCACAUCACGCCGGACACGAAGCUGGUGUGGAUCGAAACGCCCUCGAACCCGACUCUGAGAUUGGUGGAUAUCCGAGCUGUGGCGACCCAGGCACAUAAGAGCGGCGUUAUGGUUGUGGUGGACAACACUUUCAUGAGCCCGUAUGUCCAGAACCCGCUGGAUCACGGAGCGGAUAUUGUCGUGCACUCGGUUACGAAAUACAUCAAUGGCCACUCAGAUGUAGUGAUGGGCGUUGCAGCAUUCAACUCGGAUGCCAUGAAGGAGCGAUUGGGAUUCCUGCAGAACGCUAUUGGAGCUAUCCCUUCGGCGUUCGACUGUUGGUUGGCGCACCGAGGAUUGAAAACUUUGCAUUUGAGAGCUAGAGAGGCAACCGUCAAUGCUACAGCUGUUGCAAAGGCCCUGGAGGGAUCGCCAAAUGUCAUCGCAGUCAACUAUCCUGGUCUGAACUCGCACCCGCACAGAGCCAUCGCAAUCAAGCAGCACCGAGACGGUAUGGGCGGCGGUAUGCUUUCUUUCAGAAUCAAGGGCGGUCAUGCAGCAGCUGAGCGCUUCUGCCAAACGACCAGUAUCUUCACAUUGGCCGAGAGUCUGGGAGGCAUUGAGAGCUUGGUCGAGGUUCCUAGCAGCAUGACUCACGCGGGUAUUCCGAAGGAGCAGCGAGAGGCUGUCGGUGUGUUUGACGAUCUGGUCAGAAUCAGCUGCGGCAUCGAAGACGCCGAGGACCUGAAGCAGGAUGUGCUACAGGCUCUCGAAAAGGCUGUUGUGUGGCCCAAGAUCACGAACGGCUUGAGCGAUCAAGCUGUGAACAGUACCAAUGGUCACUCUUCUUGA